Molecule: messenger RNA, 1243 nt
Organism: Drosophila suzukii
Lineage: Eukaryota; Metazoa; Arthropoda; Insecta; Diptera; Drosophilidae
Source: RefSeq, a predicted model, not a curated record
GUAACCCAGGGGUCUAGUUUCAAGAGAGACUCUACCUUGACAUCUCAGAAUUAGUUUUACACUGAAUGACAUCAGGCUGAAGCUACGAAAAUCGACACACACACUCGAGAUGAACAAGUCUCAAAAGCCCACAAAGGGGAAGCGCGGCAAGCGGGUCGCCCGUCCCAAGACCCAGCCGCAGGACCUCGUCGAGUCGGAGGUGGAGAACGCCCGCAAGGCGGUGGAGCGCAAGUUGAUCUACUUGUCCGAGUCCAACGGAGCCAACCCACCGCCCCGUCCGGAAAAGCGGAGCACGGGCGGAGCAGGAGGAGCCGGAUCAGGAGGCGGUGGCACUAAUACCCACGGAGGACGUAGACGCAAGCACGGCAAGAAGCAUCUGGCGCAGGCGCCACCCAAGGAAAUUACCGACGACGAGGAGGAAACGCUUCAGGAGAAAGCAUAUAAGUACGAAAAUAGACGUCGCGGGGGAUACAAUGUACUCCUUGAAUCUCCACGUCGCAAUGGCCUCACGCCACGGGACUACGAGGCCGAGGCGGCGGAAAUGGCGGCUCUCCUGGCCGCCCAGCGAACGUCCAGCGGCACCACGAAACCUGGCCAGUUUGCGGGGGAGGGCAAGGAUAAUCAGGACGGGGAGUUCGGACGGCUGCAACUGAAGCCGCUGAGCAGCUACGCCCCGAAUCACCACCACCUGCCCAGCUACUCGUGCAGCGUGUGUGGGGCCAAGUUCCACAUCCGAUCGCUGCUGGGCGCCCACCGGCGCACCCACGACGACGACUUCAAGGUCCGCUUCCGGGGACGCAGACCGCCGGACAGCAGCACCACCCUGACCGCAGCCAACUUGUGCAAGUACUGUGACCGUCGGUUCGACCUGGAGCGCACCCUGCACAUCCACCAGCUGUGCCACUGCAAGAAGAUAUCGCCGCAGCAGCGCCGCAAGCUGGCCUUCACGGAGCUGGCCCACGAGAAGAAGGCGCCGCUGCCCAGCUUCCAGCGAGCCCAGAACUCCCAUCGCCUCCAAGGAAACAUCGCUCCUUCGACCAAGUCCCCGCUGACCCAGCAGCAGCAGCUCCACAAGACCAUCAUGCAGUCGUCGGCGGUGCACGAGCGAUGGCGCUAAUCCCCACCAGAACUGACCAGAUGACUCUGCGAACAGAACCAACUCUUGCUUCCAGGGACCAGGAAAAUACACAGAAAAUUAUAAAUAGUUGGAUAUUUGACGAGGAACAGAAGGACUUACCUCAGC